AUGGAUACAAAAGUGUUAUGUUUCGUCGCUAUACUUUCUCAAGCGGCUGCCCUACUGACUUCACCACCACGAAUAGUGAAACAGCCCACAGUUGAAGAGCUGCUGUUCCAGGUGGCUCAGCCUGGAGAAGUGGACAAACCGUUCAUCAUUGAAUGUGAAGCAGAAGGAGAACCAGCUCCCAAGUACAGAUGGAUCAAAAACGGCAAGCCCUUCGAGUAUACGAGCUACGACAACCGAAUCUCUCAGCAGCCCGGUAGGGGAACCCUGGUCGUGAGCAGACCUCGCGAUGAAGACCUGGGACAGUACCAAUGUUUUGCAUACAACGAAUGGGGUACUGCGACGUCCAAUUCUGUUUUUGUAAGAAAAGCCGAGUUGAACUCCUUCAAAGAUACGGAUGGACCGCAGACAAUGAUCACGGCCCAAGAAGGUUUACCGUUCAAACUUACCUGCAACCCGCCCGAUGGUCACCCGAGCCCAAAUGUGUACUGGAUGCUGCAAGGUGAACAGGGGCAGUUGAAGACCAUAAACAACUCCAGAAUGACACUAGACCCCGAAGGCAAUUUAUGGUUCUCCAAUGUAACUCGAUAUGACGCCAGUGUGGACUACGCAUACACUUGUGCGGCGAAAUCGGUUUUCAGGAACGAAUACAAACUGGGUAAUAAAGUCUAUCUUCAAGUGCAGCAGACUGGGAUAUCCCCGACACAGAAUAAGCAUGAACCAGUAAGACAGUAUACCACGAGGAGGGUGGAGAAGGCGUGGCGCGGGAAGAAGGUCGAGCUGUACUGUAUUUAUGGAGGAACGCCGUUGCCGCAAGUAGUUUGGAAAAAGGGCGGUCACACGAUACUGUCGUCCCAACGAAUCACUCAGGACAACUACGGGAAGACGCUGGUCAUAAAGCGAGCUGGGUACGAAGACAAGGGCACGUAUACCUGUGAAAUCAGUAACGGUGUUGGUCAAGCUCAGUCAUACUCCAUAGAACUUAAUGUUGAAGCCGCACCGUUCUUCAUCGAAGAGCCCCAAUUCCAAAACCUGGCAGAAGGGGAGACGGCCAUCAUUCAAUGUAAAGCUGGCGGUACUCCCGAACCGCAGAUCUCGUGGGUCCACAACGGAAAACCUAUAGAGCAAGCUGAACCGAACCCGAGGCGUCAAGUAGCUGCUAACUCCAUCAUUAUCACGGACCUGGUGAAGAAGGACACGGGAAACUACGGUUGUAACGCGACCAAUUCGAACGGUUUCGUCUAUAAGGACGUCUACAUUAAUGUACAAUCUAUCCCACCGGAAAUAAAGGAAGGACCAGAGAACUUAACCAAAGUGGACGGCUCAGAAGCGGUGCUAAAGUGUCGCGUCUUCGGUGCGCCUAAACCCAUCGUAAGGUGGAUGCGAGACGACGUCGAUGUCACUGGUGGCAAAUACAACAUCACCCCGGAAGGCGAUCUAGUGAUACGCGACGUGUCUUACACCGACGUGGGAACCUACCAGUGCUACGCCAAGAAUAAGUUUGGAGAAAAAUCCGCCUUCGGGUCCUUGACAGUUAAGAAGCGCACAGUGAUAACAGACAAGCCGGAACCAUACGAAGUAGCAGCCGGUUCUUCAGCCACAUUCCGCUGCAACGCAAAUGCAGACGAUUCCCUCAAACUCGAAAUAAUCUGGUUAAACGAUGGCCAACCGAUCGACUUCGACAAUCAGCCUCGUUUUCGAAUGACCAACGACUAUUCACUUCUCAUAUCGGACACGACUGAACUUGAUUCUGGAGAGUAUACAUGUAUAGCUAGAACAGCCAUUGAUGAGGCGAGAGCGCAGGCGACUUUGACUGUACAAGAUAAGCCCAACCCCCCCGCGCUCGAAGGCAUCGAAUGUCACGAGAAAGUGGCGACACUUCGGUGGCACUCCAUGGGCGACAAUCGGGCGCCGAUCCUCCGUUAUUCGAUCCAAUACAAUACCUCUUUUACUCCGGACACCUGGCUCUCCGCAUCCGACUCUGUACCAGCCAUUGAUACGUCCUGGACAGUGGAACUCAGUCCCUGGGCUAAUUACACCUUCAGGGUCAUCGCCUGGAAUAAAAUCGGACCGUCAACGCCAUCAAAACAUUCGGACGUUUGUACAACUCAACCAGACGUGCCUUAUAAGAAUCCGGAUAAUGUGGAAGGGAAGGGAACGGAUCCCACUAAUAUGGUCAUAUCUUGGUCGAAAAUGCCUCAAAUCGAACACAAUGGCCCCGGCUUCUACUACCAAGUGUCGUGGCGUCGUAACAUCAGCGGAACGCCAUGGAGCGAGCAACAGGUUCGAGAAUGGAUCCAGUCGGAGUACGUCGUGCCGAAUACGCCUACGUUCCAGCCGUACAAGAUCAAGGUGAUAGCAGUAAACUCCAAGGGAACAUCUAACGUGGCCCCAGUCGAAGUCAUCGGUUGGUCUGGCGAAGACACGCCCCUUCAGUCUCCAGCGAACUUUUCGCUAGUGCAAAUCACUACGGGUACAACGGCGCUUCUUAACUGGAAUCCGGUGCCCGCGGAGUCAGUCCGAGGACAUUUCAAAGGAUACAAGAUCCAGACAUGGGUUGAUGGUGAAGAAGACAGACUUAAGGAAGUACUUGUAAAAUCAGAUGCUUCAAGCGCCCUCGUGUCCGUUUUCAAACCGUUCAAGAAGAAUAACGCCCGCAUCCUCGUAUACAAUGGUCGUUUCAACGGACCGCCGAGCGAAAUCCUCUCUUUCGUUACUCCCGAGGGGAAACCGGGGACAGUAAAGUCCUUUGAAGCCUACCCUAUCGGCUCCUCAGCUAUGCUUCUAAAGUGGGACAAACCGAUGGAUGAAAACGGUGUUCUAACCGGAUAUAAAAUCUACUACCAGAAAGUCACAGGAACCUCCUUAGGUCCGCUCCAGGAAAGGAAGAAGGAGAUAGACCCGAAACUCGACAGAGCCAAGCUAGCUGGACUAGAACCGAACACCAAAUACCGCAUCGAGAUCCGAGCUAAGACGAAAGCUGGGGAAGGAGAUAAGUACUAUGUGGAACAAACUACCAAGGCGAUGGUUAACGCCGUCCCUGAUAUACCAAUAUUCCAAGCUAGUACCCUCCCAGCUAAGGAGGGAUCAGCGCAUAUCUUAGUGCGCUGGCUACCUUCGUUAGACGGCCACGCUGGCAGCCAUUUUGUAGCGUGGUACAGACUCAAGGGUCACCCCAAUUGGCUGAGGAGUAACGAAAUAACGGAAGAUGACUAUGUGGUCCUAACGGGGCUGGAACCUGGACAAGUGUAUGAAGUAAAGGUGACCGCGCACGAUGGUGAAUACUUUAGUACAAGUGAAGUGAUGGAUGUCGAUACAACCACCGAUCCAGUAAUAAUGCGCGAAGAAGCAAUGGCGACGGCCGGCUGGUUUAUCGGCGUGAUGGUGGCGUUAGCUUUCCUCGUACUAGUUUUGGUGGCCGUGUGCGUCGCGAGAAGGAACCGCGGUGGAAAGUACGACGUGCACGAUCGCGAAUUGGCCCAUGGGCGAACUGAUUACCCGGACGCCGGGUUUCAUGAGUACACACACCCAUUGGACAGCAAAUCUCGUCAUUCAAUGAGCAGCGGAACCAAACCGGGACCAGAAAGUGACACGGACUCCAUGGCUGAAUAUGGUGAAGGAGAGACAGGUCGCUUCACGGAGGACGGUUCGUUUAUCGGGCAGUACGUGCCUGGCGCACGCGUCCUGCCCCCUCCUCCCGCGCCGCCGCCACCCGCCACAAACGGCGCAGCCCAGCAACCGCCCACAUACGUCUAA
Messenger RNA from Leptosia nina, 3753 nucleotides. NCBI's taxonomy places the organism in Eukaryota, Metazoa, Arthropoda, Insecta, Lepidoptera, Pieridae. The record is from the annotation of a GenBank genome assembly.